CGCCCAGCUGUCUGAGUAUAGCCUAUUCUCAAUUGCUGCACUUCCCACAUAAGCAGCUACCCUUCCUGCAGACUGCAUCCAACCCUCUUCCCAGUCUCGACUGUUUCACUUUUGCCUACACUGGAGUUAAGGGCUACCACUAAACUACUCGGCAUACCAACAGCGAAGUAUCUACUCAGCUGUACCUGUGUCGACUCUCGUCUUGUGGAAAUACUAUGGCAAGCAAUUUCGCCCGGAUUUUGUCCACCAAAAGAAAUGUGGGCAUCCUAUCAUUAGUUGGAGCUGGGUCACUAACAGCGGGGAUUUUUCUGAGCAGGGAGCAACAUGUAAACGCCGGCUCACAGGUCCGGAGACUGUACCCAGCCAGUGCAGAAUAUCCAGAUCUUCGGAAACACAACAAUUGCAUGGCCAGUCAUCUGACUCCUGCUGUCUAUGCAAAGCUGUGUGAAAAAGCCACUCCGAAUGGAUUCACCCUGGAUAAUGCCAUCCAGACUGGCGUGGACAAUCCUGGGCACCCUUUCAUCAAGACCGUGGGCAUGGUGGCCGGGGACGAAGAGUCAUACGAGGUGUUCGCAGAUCUCUUUGAUCCCGUCAUUAGGGAGAGACACAACGGGUACGACACCAGGACGAUGACCCAUCCCACUGAUCUGGAUUCCAGCAAGAUUCGGUCGGGGAUUUUUGAGGAGCGCUACGUGCUCUCCUCACGGGUGCGGACAGGACGGAGCAUCCGCGGACUCAGCCUGCCACCGGCGUGCACUCGUGCGGAGAGGCGAGAGGUCGAACGGGUGGUGGUGGACGCUCUGGCGGGCCUGAAGGGGGAUCUGUCCGGCCGCUACUACGGUCUUGGGCAGAUGACCGAUCAGGAGCAGCAGCAGCUGAUUGAUGAUCACUUCCUGUUCGAUAAGCCCGUGUCGCCACUGCUGACCUGUGCAGGGAUGGCCCGUGAUUGGCCGGAUGCAAGAGGGAUCUGGCACAACAAUGAGAAGACCUUUCUGGUGUGGGUCAAUGAGGAGGACCACACUCGUGUCAUCUCCAUGGAGAAGGGUGGGAACAUGAAGAGGGUCUUUGAGCGCUUCUGUAGGGGCCUGAAAGAGGUGGAGAGGCUGAUCAUGGAGAAGGGCUGGGAGUUCAUGUGGAACGAGCGCAUGGGCUACAUCCUCACCUGUCCGUCCAACCUGGGCACAGGGCUGCGUGCCGGCGUCCACAUCAACCUGCCGCGCCUCAGCAAGGACCCUCGGUUCUCCAAGAUUCUGGAGAACCUGCGUCUGCAGAAGAGGGGGACGGGGGGAGUGGACACGGCAGCAGUGGGCAGCACGUUCGACAUCUCCAACCUGGACCGCCUGGGCCAGUCAGAGGUCCAACUGGUGCAGACAGUGAUUGACGGCGUGAACUACCUGAUCGAGUGCGAGAAGAAGCUGGAGAAGGGCCAGGACAUCCGCGUCCCUCCUCCCCUCACCUACAAGUAAAGAGUGCUGACCGCCCGGUUUCCCAGCCGUCCCUCCUCCCACCUUCCAGUAGUGGUCAAUCGACUUACCACAAUUAAUAGUGUAGUUAUGGGAAGGUAUCCCACCCUAAACCAUUACAAAGCAACACCCCACACCACCCCUAGUCUUUCCCCACAGCAUGCCUUGUGUCGGUUGUGUUCUCCGAGCUUCCCACGCACAGAGUACUGGAGAAGUGAAUGUACUGUACUUAAUGAUUGUGUUACUGUGGCCUCAUUCAUCCAUGUGGCAGACAGCCAUACUUGAUCAAAUUUUACAAUAUGAAAUACUCAGUAAUAAUAAUAACCUUGGAUGUGAAUGCUUGCUCAGGUGAAAUCAAUAAUCAUAUCCAACUAUAUUAAUAAUUAUCAAUAUUUUUGCUGAAAUAUAUGUAGCUAAAUAAAUAAUGUGUACGAUUUA
Molecule: messenger RNA, 1901 nt
Organism: Alosa sapidissima (American shad)
Lineage: Eukaryota; Metazoa; Chordata; Actinopteri; Clupeiformes; Clupeidae
Product: creatine kinase U-type, mitochondrial-like
Exons: 10
Coding region: 216-1466 (416 amino acids)
Biological process (GO): phosphocreatine biosynthetic process
Cellular component (GO): mitochondrion
Molecular function (GO): creatine kinase activity
Source: RefSeq, a predicted model, not a curated record